UUUAAAGCAGUGUAUGAAAUUAUCUCCUUCAAUUUAAGGUUUUAUAUACGUUAGGAGAGACACGCACCUGUGAUUAAAUCAGAUAAAAAAGCGAAAGAGGAAGUAAAAUCAUUGCCGAAUUCUGCUAGCUCCUGGGAAUCAUGUGCCGUAUCUUCCAGAACGGGAUGAUAUUAUGGUGAAUACAAAUAAAACUUAGUCUUUCCUGUUGGAUUUUUGAAUAAAAUGGAUGUAAAUAAAGUACAAAGAACAGGGAGUAGAUCCGCACUCCAGGAAAAGCCUGAAAGUAAUGUAGGCAGAACACAACCAGGAAACCCUUCCAGUAGCAGCAAUGCUGCAACAAUACACAGUGCAAGCCAGAAACCGGGCAUAAACAAGAGAAACAGUAAACUAAACAUUCCGGCUGCCUUCUUGGCAGACAAGCAGGAACCAGCAAUGAAUAGACCUCCGAUUCCCAAGAAAGUUGUGACAAAUCCUGUGGAGGAUACUAAACCUAGUUUUACUCCUAAACCGGCAUUAAAACCAGCUAGACUUCCCACAGACAAAGAAGGAAGUGUGGCAACCAUUCUCAGGACCAUUAAAAAUGCAGAGAACAGGGCACAUGAAAAUGGGGAUGUUACAAACUCUGAAGACUCUGAAACUACAAAGUCCAAACCUUUGAAUCCAUUUUUGGCGAAUGACUUGAAAAAUAAAAGUGAGAUAAAUAAGCCAGCUACUCCGCCAAAGGCACCAAAACCAGAUUCAGAAAAACCAGUCCCACCUUGGAAAGCUGCAAAAACAGUUGAAUCUGAAAAACCUGCACCACCUUGGAAAGCACCAACUAAGGAACUAGAUCCUGCAAAACCUGUGCCUGCAUGGAAACGUAAACCUUCUACUGACCAGAAGGAUGAAGAAAAUACUUCUAACAAAAGUGAGAAUGUACCACCUUGGAAAGCUCAGCUGGAAAGUAAAAAGUCAGCCAUUGAAACCAAUAAGGUGACAGAAGAAAAACCAAUACCACUGUGGAAACAAAAAAAUCUCCAAAACAAGCCAGAGCCUUUGAGCAAACCAGAGCCAAGUAAAACAGAUUCAAAGGAUGAAAACAAACCUCCUCCUGUAAGUAGACUUAAAAGCAGUCCUUUUUUGGCAAACCAGUCUGAAUUAAACAAAGCUAUAGGAGGACUGCGGAGGACAAGCAGCAGUAGUGAAAAAUCAGACGAACCACCACCUGUGUUAAGGAACUUAAAAACUAAGAAGUCUGUAGUUCGGAAAUCUAUAACACGGCAAUUUGAUCAAAAAAAGUUUUAUGCUGUAGAUAUAAAGACAAUAGAAGUGGAUAUAACCCCUCCUCCAAAGCCUACAAAAUUACCUGUUGUCACUAAUAUAGACAGUAUUGUAGAGGAAUACAAAUCCAGGCUAAAUACUACUACAGAGGACGAACCUGAACCUCCCCCAGAAGCAGAGGAGGAGCUUGAGGUAGAUGAACUUUAUGAAGAACUCCCUGAGGAACCAGUAUCGAGGAGGCCCGGAACCACCACACAGGGGAGGGCCUCAAAGGCUGUCUCCCUUAUACCAGAAAUGGCCUCUGAUGAAGAGGAUGAGGGAGAGGAAUAUGCUGAUACUGCCAAUGUCGCUAGCCCCCCACAGGUGGACCUCUCGUCCCUCCCCCCACCACCCCCCUCAAUACCAGCCAGGGGGAGACCACCCCCACCCCCACCAUCAACACCAUCAGUAUCUGCUGACAAUGAGAUUGAACAAGAAGAAUACCAAGAUGCUGAAGCUGGUGGGAUUGAAGAAGAGGGCUUAGAACAGGAUGAUGUGUACGAACCACUGGAUGACAUUCAAGAAGAGAUGGACAGAAAAGAGGAAGAAGAAAGGAAAAGGCAACAAGAAGAGAAGAGACUGGAGAAAGAGAGAAAGGAGAAGGAAGAAAAAAAUAAAAAGGAAGAACAGAAAAGAAUGAAGGAAGAAAAGAAACGGCAAGAGGAAGAAAAGAAAAAAUUCGAGAAAGAAAUGAAAGCACUCAAGAAAAAGUUUAAUAUACAGCGGUCUGACCUUGACAAUCCACAAGGUGAAGGUAACAUUAUGGAGGACGAAAAAGGAAGCAAAAACAGUCUGGAGGUCAAAAAGGGCAUGAGAGUUCAGAUAAUCCGGAUAACGGACAACCCUAAGGGAAAAUGGCUUGUCAAAUUAGCGGCCACAGGAAUAGUUGGAUAUGUGGAGUCCAGUAAUGUAAUCAUGGAUAACAAUCUCAUUAAAUCGGUAAUGGCUGGUGAUUAUAUGAACAGUAUGUCUCUUCCUCCCCCUCCUCCUGAGUUACUAAUGGAUGACCAGGAGGAGUACGCUGAUGCAGAGAUUGGGGAACCAGAUGAGUUGUAUGAGGCAGUGUAAAGUGAACUCAUCAUGGACAAGCUGCUACAAAAAUUGACUGUGAUUAUUUUUUUUGUACAUUUUUCUCCAAAGAAAGGGAAAUGUCAAUAUAUUAAAACAGAAAAUUCUCAAGCAGAGAAGACAUAGAAUUUUUUUCUCUGCAGCCUGCCAAGCUGGUACAUUUAACUUAACAGAAAUCUCCUGUCUCUAAUUGGUGCAAUGUAAAGUCUCCAUAAAUCAAGGUUGAUGUAUACCAGAUAUUUAGACACUGGGGAAGGUGGAGACUGGCUCUUGACCCAUUCUCCAUUUGUCUUGUACUUAACACUAUACAUGUAUACCUAUAUAAAACUUACAUUCACUCAUUAAUGUAAACAUGUAUAUCAACUGAUAUUUAUUGUAUGCAUUAUAUCCCUAUACUAUGUUUCACAGUUGUUUUUGUAAGUAAAAGUCAUGAGACGGUUGAUGCAUUUAUAAAGACAAAUGAAUUAUUGCUGUAUAUUUAUGUUUAACAUCUUUAAAACAUGUUCAGAUAUUGGGAGUCAGUAUUUGUUAAGAGGAAAUCUUACAGUGACAAUCUAAUUAGACAUGUCUCCCCAUGCAGUUGUAUUACUUCUAAAAAAGAAAUCCAUUCUAGAAUUUGUUCUUGCUACUACAUUAAUCAGAGUGAUCAAACAUAGAAAUCUGUUGGCGUUUAACGUCCAAAGAUAUUUUUAAUAUUGUCACUUUUUAUUCUCUAGUCACGCAUUAUACAAGUGCUUUGUUUAGCAUCUUUUUUUUCCCCAUUUGAUUUUAAUACACAUAUAGUUUAUAUAAUUGUAACACAUAUUUCAUUGUUUUAAUCAAAAUUCUUAUACUAUGUGUACAAGUAUACAUGUAUCGUACAUCAUGUACUAGCAAAGAACAAUGACAGACUUAUUGAAAACACUUUCACAAUCAUGUAUAUGCAUUGAUUUAAUAAGAUUUAAGUGCAAUGUUAAAGAAAUGUGAACAAGGUUUUUCAUAUUUUAUGCAUAAUGCUGUACUUAAAUUAUGAUUUUAUGUUAUCUUUUCUUUAAAUCAUUUUUUUUUUUAUAUUUGAGUGAUGAAUACAUUAGUGUAAUAGAAACAGCUCAGCACCACCAGUGGUUUUAUCUCUUAACUUGCUGUGAUUAUAGCUCAAUUUGUAUUUUCAAACAUUUCAUAUACAUAUUUUAUGUACAGUUUACAAUUGUUAAAUUUUUGUGCAAUGUAGAUGCCUCUUCCUCAAUCAAUUUUCAUUCCCCAAGUACCUUUAAAUAUUCUGUAUAGCAUGGAUUGAACCGAAAAUAAUUUAUUUCAAAUGUAUAAUUGCUCAGAGAAAAAAAAAUUGUGAGCUGCUUUAAUUCUCUGUGUUCAGAUAUGGUACAUACUGCCCCACUUCCAUGCUCCAAUUAUUUCAACUGUAAAUGUCAAUGCAUUCCACCUUUUAAACAGAUUAUUUUUUUAUUAGCUUUUGUUACAAAUAAGAAAUAAAGCUAGAAAUACAAUAUUAA
Messenger RNA from Saccostrea cuccullata (small rock oyster), 3857 nucleotides. RefSeq names its product FYN-binding protein 1-like. The transcript is spliced from 13 exons. Gene Ontology annotation, biological process: T cell receptor signaling pathway; integrin-mediated signaling pathway; protein localization to plasma membrane. The record is from RefSeq and is a predicted model, not a curated record. NCBI's taxonomy places the organism in Eukaryota, Metazoa, Mollusca, Bivalvia, Ostreida, Ostreidae. The coding region runs from base 223 to 2367 and encodes 714 amino acids. Gene Ontology annotation, cellular component: plasma membrane.